This is a messenger RNA of Eremomyces bilateralis CBS 781.70, 813 nucleotides long. RefSeq lists its product as uncharacterized. Gene Ontology annotation, molecular function: protein binding. Bases 1 to 813 code for a protein of 270 amino acids. Lineage: Eukaryota; Fungi; Ascomycota; Dothideomycetes; Eremomycetales; Eremomycetaceae. The transcript has 2 exons. The record is from RefSeq and is a predicted model, not a curated record.
AUGUUCAAACGCUCUUUUCCCCCGAAAGAUCGUUCGGGCAAGAUCACCAAACCCACGAAGAGAUCGAUUAGCGGGACUGCGAAGAAGAAGAUCAUCGAGAAGGUGGACAGUCCGAUGGAGGGAGGCGCCUCGCCGCCUCUCACCAGCGCCAUCGUCACCAUCGUCGUGGGACGAGACGAGCGACUGUUCGCCGCUCACGAAGACGUACUGAGUCACUCACCUUGGUUCACCGAGGUGUGUCGGGACCAGUUCUUCGAACCCAACUCUCGACGUAUCUUCCUUCCCGACGAAGAACCCGAGGUUUUCUCCUGUAUCCUCGAGUACCUGUACAAAGGUGACUACUACCCGCGGCUCGUCCACGACAAGCGGCGGAACACCUGGCUACUCGAGGGCGAAAACCUCGACCUUAAAACCGGCGGUCGCGGGGCCGUCGAGCCGACAAUCUUCCAUUCCGGCGUGGGCGACUUCAUUCUCCGCGACACGGCCGUGUACUGUGCGGCGCAUCGAUACGGCCUCGACGAGCUCAAGAAAGUGGCUCUGCGCAAGCAGGGACUGCAGUCUGGCAUCGAGGUCGCCAUCAUCCUGCGCAGCGCCCGGUACGCCUACGAGAACACGCCGGACACCGACUCGCGCCUGCGCGCUCACUACCUAGCACUGAUCAUCCGUUGCCGCAAGACCUUCAAGCGUAGUGGCACUAUGCAGAUGGAGAUGGAGAUGGGUGGCAAGCUGUUCUUUGAUCUGUUCGUCGCCAUGUGCAACCACAUGGAUGAUUUGGAGGGGUUGUCCACUAAGGCGUCUCCCCGAACCAUCUAA